This is a messenger RNA of Spodoptera frugiperda (fall armyworm), 3483 nucleotides long. Its product is annotated as speckle targeted PIP5K1A-regulated poly(A) polymerase. NCBI's taxonomy places the organism in Eukaryota, Metazoa, Arthropoda, Insecta, Lepidoptera, Noctuidae. Gene Ontology annotation, molecular function: RNA uridylyltransferase activity; nucleic acid binding. Bases 769 to 3321 code for a protein of 850 amino acids. The record is from RefSeq and is a predicted model, not a curated record. The transcript is spliced from 7 exons.
AGUUGAUACGCGACACAGCGAACGCAUCUCAAAUUGGUUACGUCAAUUAAGCUGUGUUUGCAUUAUAUUUGCUCCACAUUGAACAUCUAUUGUUAACACGUUCAACUUUAACUACUCGCGCUGCAGUUCGAGCAAGUGUUAACAAUCGGGUAGGCCAUGGUGGCGGUGUGGCAUUUUGGGGUGUUUUAACAUAAGUUUUUGUCUUUGUUGUGGUCAGACAGCUGUUCUAACCCUGAAGGAUAUUUAGAAGUAAACAAAAUAUUACUACAUAAAAUAUUCAGAGGCAAAUAUAACACAUCAGACAUUGAAAGAGUUGUUAAUAAUAAUGACAAGAAGAGGUUUAAACUGCGAAGGAACCUGUCUACCAAUUGUCUAGAGAUCAAAGCAAACCAAGGACACACUAUUAGUGAAGUUACUGACGCUGACCUUACACCCAUCACUCAGCCCAAAUACGGCACUGUGAUUCAUGGCACAUAUUUAAAAUGCUGGCCUGCAAUAAAAAAUGAAGGCUUGAGUCGUAUGAAACGGAAGCACAUACAUUUAGCAAAAGGUACAUUAGAUGAUGCUUCCGUGAUAAGUGGCCUGCGGCGGGACACUGAAGUCCACAUAUACAUAAAUCUCUCCCGGGCACUCGCAGAUGGUAUUUCAUUCUUUGAGUCAGAAAAUGGUGUCAUCCUAACCAGUGGUAAUAAGCAAGGAUAUUUAGAACCUAAAUACUUUGAGAAAGCCAUAAAUAUUAGAACUGGUGAGUCCCUGUACCCAUGAGCCAUGGACAGAGCCGGGCAGGUGUCCACCUCGACCGCGUCGUCGUCGACGGGCGCGGGCGCGCGGAACACGGCGCGGCGCCGCCCGCCGGUGUCUGACAUGCCCGACGCCCACCCUCACACACCCUCCUCACGCAGGAUUCUCGUCUCUGGUUACCCGAACUACACACAGCCGCAAGAUAUACUUGACGUUUUUGCAAAAUUUGGCAAUGUGAGGAUAGAUAAAUACAACAGUUGGUCUGCCACUCUCACAUACUCCAAUGAAGACGAAGUGAGAACAGCUUUGAGUGCGAACAAGCGACUGCAUGUGUACGGCCACUUCCUGGCAGUGAAGCCGUACGCUACAAAGUCUGAUGACAGCCGACCGCUACAUCAACCACCCACGCCGAAGCGCGAGUUUCCGCUUAGCAAAAAGAAAGGAGUCAUAUUGGAGCCCAAAAAGAUCGACCUGACGGGUGACUUCCACACACAGCUGGACAACAUCCUAUUUGCUGUGAGGCUCAAGAUGGAAGAAGUACAAUCUCUCAGCUUAUUGUAUUCCGACCUCGAGUUAGCUUUGCAAGCACACUGGCCAGGUUGCAAAGCAAUACCAUUCGGCUCGAUAACGACUGGACUGGGAAUAAGAACGAGCGACGCGGACUGCUUCAUUAACAUCCCGGGCCAGUUCCGCAUGCCCACCGGCAACUACGUGAACAAAGCCAAGCGCGUGCUGCAGCAGUACCCCGGCACCUUCGCAGAGAUCCUCGCCAUCCCGCGCGCCAACACGCCCAUCGUGAAGCUGUACCACAUCCCCACGCAGACCAACUGCGACGUGACGUUCAAGUCCCCGCUGGGCGCGCAGAACAGUCGGCUCCUGGCGCUGCUGCUGCACGCCGACGCGCGCCUGCUGCCGCUGGCCGUGCUGCUGAAGUACUGGGCCAAGGCCCACGAGCUCACCGGCACCGGCAAGCUCACCAACUACGCGCUCAUACUGCUGCUGGUCUUCUACCUGCAGCAGGCGCCGGCCGUGCUGCCCGCCGUGGCCUGGCUGCAGCGCGACCCGCAGCACGCCUACAUGGUGGACCACUGGAACACCGGCUUCAACGCCGACCCCGCGCAGUUUCCCCCCACCGUCAACACUUCUUCCAUCUCCGAGCUGCUGGGUGGGUUCUUCGAGUAUUACUCCAUUUUCAAUUUCGACGAGAUGAUCGUUUGCCCGUACCUCGGCGUUCCCAUCAAAAGAGAGAUAUUCAAAGACACGGCCAAUAUGCCGAAGGAAUUCGACCUGUACAAGAACAAUGUGUUAAACAACUACGUCAUGCCGAUGAGGUAUCAGACUGCGAUGGUCGUGCAGGACCCUUUCGAACAAUGCCAUAAUGUGGCUUCCACGAUCACCAGCAAAUUAGCUCUGGAUAUCAAAACUUACUUCAAAUUUUGUGCUAACGCGUAUGAGAAGGAAAAAACAAAUGGAUGUCAAGAAUUUCUUAAAAUUAUCCUAUUGCAGAAACCUAAACUGAUACGUGGAAAAACGCACCCCGAAUACAGAGUUAAUUUGUUCCCUAGGAUCGUAAAUACCAUAAUUAGCUUUGACUGGAAGUCUGUAGUGAGAGACAUGGUGAUGGAGAUAUUUGAGAACAUGUUAAAGAUCAAGCUCGGCAAGGUCGAGGAGAAAGUGAACCCCGAUACUAAGAAGGAAAAAGAGAAAUACAGCGGCGCUUUGACUAAACCCAUAUGGAAGAGGAAAUCUUUCUCCAGGCUCUACAACCAAAUGGAUUUGACAUUAGAGGAGAGACAAGGAAGGAUCACACAAGAAGUGAUUAAUGUAGAAAAACAGGACAUUAAUGUUCAGUUCCAGUUGACCAUGACUUACUGUCAUGAGCCCAAAAGCGCCGUCAUCUCUAUAAGACUCGGAUCUGGGGAUCUCGACGCAUUCAGAGAAUUUGGCAAGUUCUUUAUAUCAGUGACGCAGAAUUGGGUAACCGAGUUACUGAAACCUUUCUCGAUGCCCAAUUGCAAGGACACUGCUACCAAAAUAGCUGAAACUUUAGAAGCCAACAACCAUACUAGUGAAAUUGAUUCCGACGACGAUGAGGAGGAAAUCUUAAUCCUGCCGAAGUCACAUCGAAUUGCUCAACCUAUUGAGCCAAACGCUGCAGAAACAACAACUAGCAGUACAGCUGUAUCGUCGAGCCCAACGGCGCAAAGUGUCAUGGAUAUAUUAACAGAUAGAACCCAAAACACUCUGACAAUUAACACCGGAUCUUACCCUCAAAGUAACGAAACCUUAAAAAAUAAUUGUAAUGAAACAACAGCAAGGAACACAACUGACAUGGUCAUCAACAAUACAGACGAUACCUCUAUUAAAGGGGUAGAUAUUUUGAAGAAUAACACAGAAGAAAAUUCGACUAGAAAUACAGGAAAUUGUGAUAAAAAAAACGUAACGUUGACAAAAAAUGUAGAAAAUUUCUUUAAAAAUGCUGAAAGUUUAGUAACUAGCGAGGCGGGCGCCAGCAACAAGGCCGCGGCCGCGCCGGUAGCCGCCGGCAGCGACGUGAGCGUCGCCUGCGCGCUAAAGUGACACAGAGACUAUGUUCUGUUUUGAGACAUUAAGCUUUUAUUUACUUAGUGUAAAAAUCGUUCUAUCAAUAGACAUAGUGAAUACAAAUUUAUUUUAAUAUUAAGCUAAGUCACUUACGAUUUAUUUUUAUGCGGUUUGUAGAAAUUUUAAUUUCAACUAAAA